Lampris incognitus (smalleye Pacific opah) is the source of this 3399-nucleotide messenger RNA. Its product is annotated as sodium- and chloride-dependent GABA transporter 2-like. The record is from RefSeq and is a predicted model, not a curated record. Gene Ontology annotation, cellular component: membrane. The transcript is spliced from 16 exons. NCBI's taxonomy places the organism in Eukaryota, Metazoa, Chordata, Actinopteri, Lampriformes, Lampridae. Bases 152 to 2080 code for a protein of 642 amino acids. Gene Ontology annotation, biological process: sodium ion transmembrane transport.
AUCUUUUCGCCUUAAAACUUCACCCUCAACAGCGAGUCACGGAAUGCUGCUCUUCUUGUACGGAUCAAUUGCAAACAACUCGUAGCAGAAAGACAGUGGAAGAAACAGAGUGGGAGAGAGAAAGAGAGAAAGACAGAGAGUGAGGGAGACCAUGGCCAAGGAAAGAACCAAAGAAGCCCCUCUUGAUGGUGGGGGGGACCCAGCAGGGCCCCAGAGAGGGAUUCCUGAGCCUGGGGUUCAAGCGAGGGGCAAAUGGGCCAACAAAAUGGAGUUCCUGUUCUCUAUGGCCGGAGAAAUUAUCGGCCUUGGAAAUGUCUGGCGCUUCCCUUAUCUGUGCUACAAGAAUGGAGGAGGGGUCUUCUUCAUCCCUUACUUUAUAUUCCUCUUCUUCUGUGGGAUCCCUGUGUUCUUCCUGGAAACGGCAUUGGGUCAGUACACCAGCGAGGGUGGCGUCACAGCCUGGCGGAAGAUAUGUCCCAUGUUUGAAGGUAUAGGAAUUGCAUCCCAAGUGAUUGUAAGCUACUUGAACAUCUACUACAUAGUGGUGUUGGCUUGGGGUAUCUUCUACCUGAUCAACUCUUUCAAAAGCCCACUGCCCUGGUCGACCUGUGAUAACUCCUGGAACACCGAGUUGUGCCACAGCCGGCCCAGUGUUUUCGCCAACCCCCAUAUGUUUCACUCCAACUCCAAUUGGUCAUUCCUCAACAACGGCACUACAUUCCCUGAACUCUCUGAUGACUACAGUUACAUGAUUGAUAAUGAGUCCGCUGUCUUCUUUCGAUUCAAGUCACCUGAGGAGGAGUUUUGGCUUAACCGUGUGCUGAGGAUUUCAGAAGACAUGCACCUACUAGGAAAGGUGCACUGGGAUCUGGCUUUAUGUCUCCUUUUGGCCUGGAUAAUCUGUUACUUCUGCAUAUGGAAAGGAAUCAAGUCUACAGGCAAGGUGGUGUACUUCACUGCGACAUUCCCCUACCUGAUGCUGUUAAUCCUCUUCAUCCGUGGAGUGACACUUCCGGGGGCCGCGGAGGGCGUGAAAUUCUACCUCAUGCCCGACUUCAGUAGGAUCGCUGAUCCCAAAGUGUGGCGUGAUGCGGGGACGCAGGUGUUCUUCUCCUACGCCGUGUGCCAGGGAGUACUGACCGCUCUGGGGAGCUACAACAAAUAUAACAACAACUGCUACAGGGACUGCGUAGUACUGUGCUGCUUGAACAGCGCCACCAGUAUCUUUGCUGGUUUUGCUGUGUUCUCCAUACUGGGAUUCAUGGCUAAGGAACUGGACGUACCGAUCCACGACAUUGCCACAUCAGGUGGAGGUCUGGCCUUCAUCGCCUAUCCCAAAGCUCUGUCACUGCUGCCUGGCUCAUCUUUCUGGGCGGUGCUCUUCUUCCUCAUGCUCCUCUUCCUCGGCCUGGACAGUCAGUUUGUAUGUGUGGAGAGCCUGGCCACAGCCAUCACGGACUUGUUCCCUCAAUACCUGAGGAGGCCCGGUGGACGAGAGAAACUGGUCCUGGUUAUAGCCGUGGUCUGCUUCCUUCUGGGCCUUCCGCUGGUUACUGAGGGAGGGAUCGUCCUCUUUCAUAUGAUUGACACCUACGGGCCCAGUGGAACAAGCCUGCUGAUCAUCGCCUCUGUGGAGACUAUUGCCAUUGGCUGGGUGUAUGGUGCCGACCGUUUCUAUGACAACAUUGAAGACAUGAUCGGGUACAAGCCAUUCCCUGUGCUGAAGUACUGCUGGCUGUUUGUCACCCCCAUCAUCUGCAUCGUGACAAUGGUGUACGACCUCAUGAAUCAGUAUCCGAUGAUAUCGGUGUACAACUACAGGCUUGGAUUCUGGUUCUCCAAGUUGUCAGUUCUUCUCAUCAUCACCCCAUUGAUAUGCAUCCCUGUGUUCGUCCUGGUCUCGCUGUACAGGAAUCCCAAAGGGAUGACUACUCCAUCCACAGACCUGCGUCAAGCCAAGCCACACAGGCCGGCGCUGAGCCUUUGUAAGAUGGUCAUCAUCCGUGGAAACGAGAGGUCGCAAAGGAUGGAGGAGGAUAGGAACGGGAAGCUGAUGAUGGAGGAAACAGGUGGUGCUUGAUGCAUGCUUAUGAGAUCCAAAGACCAGAUGAAGGUCAUUUGUACAAGACUGUCAUUAUUGACUUUAUCCAAAUUAUUGCAUACCAAAAUUGUUUUAUAUAUAUAUAUAUAUAUAUAUAUGUCUUUUUUUUAAACAGGUGCAAUGCGAUAAAAGAUGUGAGAUGUUUUCACCUGGUUGCAAAAAUAUUGUUUUCCUUUUUUUGUUUCAUUAUUCUCCCCUUUAUUUUUACUUGUACCAUGACUGACCCCUGUGGAAACCAAUGGUGUUGUUACCUCAUAUGUAAAACAUGGUAGUCAUUAUGCAUGCUAUCGUGCUUUUUUUCUGAAGCUUUUUUUUUUUUUAGCAGAUUCAGCUGUCAAAUUUUGUAGGUUUACUCUUGUUGAACAAAUAAUUCCCAACAUGGAAUUGGCAACGCUGCCUUAUUUGUUCAUCGGACUCAACCAUAUUUAACUUGUGAACAUUUUACUGAAUGUUCAUGUUGUGUCUUCCAUUACAUUACACUAUGUCUGAUGAUGCCGUGUAGACUGUCAGUCCGCUAUAUCAAACUCAUUAAAUAUACCGUGUCAGUGCUGUCAGGUUUCACAGGAUGGUUCGUUUCAGGAUGUGUCGUCUUUAUUUGUUCAUGAUCCUCGUGCUUCACUCCCAAACAAACCAGCUCAACACGUCUGCGUUGUCAGUUCCAGAUCAAUUCCUACAGACUGGUCUGUGCUGAACAGCAAAGACCUUACCACAAAAUCUUUGUAUUCUCAUCCUGGCUUUUAAAUUGAACUGACCCCCCCCCUUCUCAUCCUUGUGCAAAAUUUAAACUUUACACAAGGUCAUGGAGCCAGAUAUAAGCUGCAUGUACAUUUAAGAUGACACGGCUCUGCAUGAUUGGCGGACAUGAACUCAUCCGGUCCUGCACCGUCAUAAGGCUGAGUUCAGCCAUCUGUGAAACCCAAACUGACAUUCAAUUAACAGGCAAUUCUGUCCUCCCAUACCAAAGAGUACAGAAUGACCCUCAGUGCCGUGGAAAUCUGGCCCUGCAGGACAAAAAGCCGCCCAUUGGGCCAAUUAGAGGAACGUGUGUUGUCACAGAGGCAGGGUUUGUUAUCUUUGCCAAUGAGAAGAUCAACAGCAACUGCAUGUGGUUGAAAUGAGCCAUUCACAAUUUGAGAUUUGUCAAGUGACAGCGAUGCUGGCAAACUGAGGGGGUGGACGACGGAAGCAUCAACUGGGAUUUUUUUUAAGGUCAAGCGCCCAUUUUGUAUAUUGAUGAAUAUGUGCUGGUCAUUGUCAGAACCUGCAAAGUUGCCCGCGGGUGUGUAUACCAAGAGAAG